AUGGUUGUGGAAGCGAUUAGUAGCGAGAACAUCGCGCCCGAUUGUCGCCGCAAUCUCAUGCCGCGUCUCAUCGCCGCCGCCAAAUCGUCGGACGCCUCACUGCCGAGCCCGCGGCCAUUGAUGGCGGUGAGCCCGUUCUACGCGACGCCAACCGCCCAAUGUCCGCCACCGCCACCACCGCGUCCCAGCAGUCUCGCCGAUUUGCCGAUGCUCACCGACGAUGUCGAGGUAUCGCGAACGCCGCUGAAGACGUCGCUUCGACGAUUGCCGCCGAAAUCGGCGUUCGUCAUCAAGCCCACACUGUUCGCCAAACACAAAUCGGUGGCGUUGGCGCGUUUCCGACGCUCGAAAACCCGACGAUUCUUCCAUCCGUACGCCAAGGAAAUCGGCGCGAUUCAAGCGUUGAAAGAAGUGGCCUCAUCGCCGGACGAGGUCGCCGCCAAAUUCGCCUCCGAAGCGUUGACGGUCAUCGGCGAAGAGGUGCCGUACAAAUUGGCGCAACAGGUUCCCAAUUGGACGACGACCGACGUUCAGUAUUGGGUGAGGAAGAUCGGAUUUGAGGAGUACGUCGAGAAGUUUGCGAAGCAUAUGGUCGAUGGCGAUCUGCUCCUUCAUCUCACCGAGCACGACCUUCUCAAUGACAUUGGAAUGUCGUCGGGAUUGCAUCGAAAGCGUUUCAUGCGCGAGCUUGAGAGUCUCAAGAUCGCCGCUGAUUACUCGUCUGUCGAUGAGUCGAACCUCGACAAAUUCCUGAUGAGCCUCAGUCCAGAGCUCUCAGCGUACACCUAUCAGAUGCUGACGAAUGGUGUGAAUCGAUCGCUGCUAACGUCGCUCACCGAUGAGCUGAUGCAGAACGCGUGCGGCAUCACCAAUCCGAUCCAUCGCCUCAAAUUGACGCAGGCUUUCGAGAACGCCAAACAUCCGGAUGACGUCGAGGUGGCGAUGCUCAGCAAACAGAUCGACGUGUUCAUCUCGUACCGCCGAUCGACUGGAAACCAGCUCGCCAGUCUGAUCAAGGUCCUCCUUCAACUCCGCGGCUACAAGGUGUUCAUCGACGUCGACAAGCUGUACGCGGGCAAGUUCGACAGCAGCCUUCUGAAGAACAUCCAAGCGGCGAAGCAUUUCAUUCUCGUGCUGACGCCCAACUCGUUGGAUCGCCUCCUCAACGAUGACAACUGCGAGGAUUGGGUUCACAAGGAGCUCAAGUGCGCCUUCGAAUACCAGAAGAACAUCAUUCCGAUUUUCGACACCGCCUUCGAGUUCCCCACGAAGGAGGCCGCCAUUCCGGCCGACAUUCGCAACAUCACCAAAUACAAUGGUGUGAAAUGGGUGCACGAUUAUCAGGACGCGUGUAUGGCGAAGGUGGUGCGAUUCAUCGAGGGCGAACUCAAUCGCAACACGCCGACGUCGAAAGAAUUUCAUAUCAAUAACAUGGUGAGGAAGAGCCAACGAACCUGGACGACGAACGGAAUUCGUCCGGCGACGUCGUCGUCGUCAACGACGGCGAAGACGAGCGCCCGAAUCGAGACGCCGACGCCAAGUUUUGUCAAUUCAAUGACGGAUCGCAAUUCGGUGCGUCGCAAAAUUCAGCCGUCGAAUUCGACCGUCUCGGAUCGAACCUCAUGA
Messenger RNA from Caenorhabditis bovis, 1626 nucleotides. The record is from the annotation of a GenBank genome assembly. Lineage: Eukaryota; Metazoa; Nematoda; Chromadorea; Rhabditida; Rhabditidae.